Arvicanthis niloticus (Nile rat) is the source of this 1432-nucleotide messenger RNA. It is a transcript of the gene Nmi, whose product is annotated as N-myc and STAT interactor. Gene Ontology annotation, molecular function: nucleic acid binding. Lineage: Eukaryota; Metazoa; Chordata; Mammalia; Rodentia; Muridae. Gene Ontology annotation, cellular component: cytoplasm. The record is from RefSeq and is a predicted model, not a curated record.
GUCGUCGCAGAGGCCAGGUUUGUGUGGGAUUCGGUUCUUAGACGCCGGCUUCCGGGAGCUGCGCGGCGGAGCAGAGUAAUGGAUGCUGAUAAAGACAACAUAAAGCAAGCUUGUGACGAGUGCUCACCAGAGAUGGACGUUAUGAGAGUCGAACAAAGCACGGGAUUACUUCAUGAAAUCAUGAGGGAAAACAGCGAGCUAGACAAGGAGAUCAAAAAACUUGAAGCUGAAUUACAAUCGGACGCCAGAGAAUUCCAAAUGAAAGAGAAUAUACCAGAAAGAAAGCUUAAAUUCACCUCAGUGGAGAGUCCCGAGGACGGCGGCCAUUUCUCAGAAAGCUCCUGUUCGUUUCAAGUGAGCUCACAAAUUCUCUAUGAGUUACAGAAAGGACAAGCGCUUAUCACCUUUGAGAAGGAAGAAGUCGCACAGAACGUGAUAUCGAUGGGGAAGCAUGUUGUGCAGAUGGAAGGCACCUCGGUGAAGGUCUCUGCACAUCCAGUCCCACUAAAUGCAGGAGUCAGAUUCCAGGUUCAUGUGGACAUUUCUAAAAUGAAGAUCAAUGUUAUGGGAAUUCCUGAUGAGCUCUCUGAGGAGCAGACAAGGGACAAGCUGGAGCUGAGCUUCUGUAAGUCCAAGAAUGGCGGCGGUGAAGUUGAAAGUGUGGACUAUGACAGGAAGUCCAGAAGAGCUGUCAUCACGUUUGUGGAAGCUGGAGUUGCUGACAAGAUUUUGAAAAAGAAAACCUAUCCUUUCUACAUGAAUCAGAAGUGCUAUAGCGUUACGGUUUCUCCAUUUAUAGAACGGCGUUUGGAAAAGUACCAGGUGUUUUCAGCUGUGUCCAAGAAGACAGUGCUUCUGACCGGCUUAGAAGGCAUUGCUGUAGAUGAGGAGACUGGGGAGGACUUACUCAACAUCCACUUCCAACGGAAGAAUAACGGAGGGGGAGAAGUGGAGGUGGUCAAGUGUUCUCUAGAUCAGCCCUUCGCAGCCUAUUUUGAAGAAGAGACCAGAGACACCAUAUGAAACUUAUAGCUUUGAGCUCAAAUCACUGCCAACAUUUACAAAAUAUUGUUUUCCUUAAAAAAAUUAAUUUGUCAGUGUCUUCUUAUUCUUUGAUGUAAAAUCUGUUCCCGAGUCUUAAAAUUCUUCUUCGUUUUGAGCUCUACUGUGUGUUUACAGAUGCAUGAGUGGCCCAUGUGGGGGAGUUUGUUUUUCCUAAUCUCUGUGGCUGGACUCUUUGACUUUUAUACAACACUCAGCCUUUUGGAUGUCCCCUGCCCCUGCUGUCUGCCUCUGUCAUAAUCAUAUGAGCCAAUUCCAUUUUGGUCCCUUGCCAAAGAACUCCAGUCCAAUUUAUCAGUCUGUGGAUUUAGUAGGACUUAACCAGAUUCAAGGGGCUGUCCCACUUUGUAUAGCCUUUCAAAACUCCACA